Molecule: messenger RNA, 4089 nt
Organism: Drosophila ficusphila
Lineage: Eukaryota; Metazoa; Arthropoda; Insecta; Diptera; Drosophilidae
Gene: mle
Product: dosage compensation regulator
Exons: 6
Coding region: 107-3988 (1293 amino acids)
Biological process (GO): positive regulation of transcription by RNA polymerase II; regulation of mRNA processing
Cellular component (GO): ribonucleoprotein complex; intracellular anatomical structure; nucleolus
Molecular function (GO): ATP binding; double-stranded RNA binding; 3'-5' DNA helicase activity
Source: RefSeq, a predicted model, not a curated record
UUUUCAUUCCCCGUUCAGAAGCGUAAGUCAAAAUAUCGAUCAAAAGAAUACAAAUUUUUCAUUUAAUCGUGGUGAUUGAAGUAAAAUUUUUAUCUAAGGACAGAAAAUGGAUAUAAAGUCUUUUCUGUAUGAGUUUUGCGCAAAGUCGCGUGUUGAACCUAAGUUUGAUGUUCGCCAAACGGGUCCCAAGAAUCGUCAGCGUUUUCUGUGCGAGGUACGUGUGGACCAGAACAACUACAUCGGCGUGGGGAACUCCACAAGCAAGAAGGAUGCCGAGAAAAACGCUUGUCGCGACUUUGUGAACUAUUUGGUGCGCGUGGGCAAGCUUAAUGUCCAGGAUGUGCCUGUAGAUUCUGGUGCUUCCGCUGGGGCGGGAACUAGGGCUGGUGGACAGGGGGAGGGAGCGCCAGGGAGCAGCGGUCAGCAGAAGCGCGUCUUCGGUGGCCUGUCUGGUCCACAGGACCUGGGCGAGGCAUAUCGCCCACUGAACCACCAGGACGGCACCGGCGGUAGCCGCUUUAACAUAAUCGACCAUGUUCAGGAGCAGAAGGACAUGAACGAGGCGGAGUCCAUCGACGUCAAUGCCGCCAUCCACGGAAACUGGACCAUAGAAAACGCGAAGGAUCGCCUAAACAUGUACAAGCAGGCAAACAACAUCCGCGACGACUACAAGUAUACCCCAGUGGGACCGGACCACGCUAGGAGCUUCAUGGCCGAGCUAUCCAUUUACGUUCCGGCGCUGAAGCGCAAGGUGACCGCCCGUGAGACAGGCUCCAACAAGAAGUCGGCCAGCAAGUCGUGUGCCCUUUCUUUGGUGCGCCAGCUAUUCCAUUUGAAGGUAAUCGAGCCGUUUAGCGGAACCCUAAAGAAGAAGAAGGACGAGGAGCUGAAGCCAUACCCGGUUAACCUGUCGCCAGAGCUGGUCGAUGACAUAGAGAAAGUGAUCGAAGUGCUCGACCUUCCUGUCGUGAAUCCUCGUAAUAUUAAAAUCGAGCCGGACGGAGCUCCAAUUUCGCUAAUUGUAAACCGCAUCGACUCUAUUCAAGAAGAAGGCGAGAAGCGCCAUGAGAGCUCGGUAAUACCAUGGGCACCACCCCAGCCAAACUGGAACACCUGGCAUGCCUGCAACAUCGACGAAGGCGAUCUGGCGACCGCUUCAAUUGAUGACCUAUCAACGGACUUUGAGAUCGCGUUGCGAGAACGCCGUCAGAAUGACGCCGAGUAUCGACAAUUUCUUGAGUUUCGCGACAAACUGCCAAUUGCGGCCAUGCGAUCCGAAAUUCUGACCGCCGUUAAUGAAAACCCAGUGGUAAUUAUCCGCGGUAACACAGGCUGCGGCAAGACCACCCAAAUAGCCCAGUACAUUCUCGACGACUACAUAUCUUCCGGCCAGGGCGGCUACGCUAAUAUUUACGUGACCCAGCCCCGCCGCAUAUCAGCCAUUUCUGUGGCGGAGCGCGUUGCCCGCGAGCGUUGCGAGGAGUUGGGCGACACCGUCGGGUACUCGGUGCGAUUCGAGUCAGUUUUUCCGCGGCCCUACGGAGGCAUUCUCUUCUGCACCGUGGGCGUAUUGCUGCGUAAGCUAGAGGCGGGCUUGCGAGGAGUCUCGCACAUUAUCGUUGACGAAAUUCACGAGCGAGACGUCAACAGUGACUUCCUGCUUGUCAUUCUUCGCGACAUGGUUGAUACUUACCCGGAUUUGCAUGUUAUACUCAUGUCGGCGACCAUUGACACUACGCUCUUUUCAAACUAUUUUGGCGGCUGUCCCGUACUAGAGGUGCCCGGCAGAGCUUUUCCAGUUCAGCAGUUCUUCUUGGAAGACAUCCUCCAGAUGACAGAGUUUGUGCCCUCCGUGGAAUCGCGUCGAAAGCGAAAGGAGGCUGAGGAUGAAGAACAGCUGCAGCUUUCCGAGAAUAAGGAAGAAGCGGAGACCAACUUUAACAAGGUGUGCGAGGACAAGUACUCACAAAAAACGCGAAAUGCAAUGGCCAUGCUCUCCGAAUCGGACGUAAGCUUCGAGCUGCUGGAGGCAUUGCUGGUGCACAUCAAGUCAAAAAACAUUCCUGGCGCUAUCCUGGUUUUCCUUCCCGGCUGGAACCUUAUAUUUGCUCUUAUGAAGUUCCUACAAAGUACGAAUACUUUCGGCAAUUCUUCACAGUACCGCAUUCUGCCGUGCCACUCACAGAUUCCACGCGAUGACCAGCGAAAAGUUUUCGAGCCAGUGCCAGAAGGAGUGACCAAGAUCAUUCUCUCUACAAACAUCGCAGAGACUUCUAUCACCAUCGACGAUAUUGUCUUUGUUAUUGACAUCUGCAAGGCGCGCAUGAAGCUCUUCACCUCGCACAACAACCUAACAAGUUACGCCACCGUUUGGGCCAGCAAGACCAACCUGGAACAGCGCAAGGGGCGAGCCGGUCGAGUCCGCCCAGGCUUUUGCUUUACGCUUUGUUCGCGCGCACGUUUCGAAGUGCUUGAGGACACCCUAACGCCAGAGAUGUUCCGCACGCCGCUGCACGAGAUGGCUCUCACCAUUAAAUUGCUCCGACUGGGUUCCAUUCACCACUUUCUAUCAAAGGCACUAGAACCACCGCCAGUAGAUGCUGUCAUCGAAGCAGAGGUAUUGUUACGUGAAAUGCGCUGUCUCGACAUCAACGAAGAACUAACACCUUUAGGUCGGCUACUGGCUCGUCUUCCAAUUGAGCCGAGACUGGGGAAGAUGAUGGUGCUCGGGGCGGUGUUCGGCUGUGCCGAUUUGGUGGCCAGCAUGGCCUCCUAUUCCAGCACUUUUUCUGAGGUGUUCUCAUUGGACAUUGGCCAGCGCCGAUUGGCAAAUCACCAGAAAGCAUUGAGCGGAAGCAAGUGUUCCGAUCAUGUGGCCAUGAUCGUGGCCUUGCAAAUGUGGCAGCGCGCAAAACAGCGUGGUGAACACGAAGAAGCCCGGUUCUGCGACUGGAAGGGUCUUCAAAUGAGUACUAUGAACGUCAUGUGGGAUGCCAAGCAGCAGUUACUGGAUCUUCUACAACAGGCCGGAUUUCCGGAAGAGUGCAUGAUACCACACCAUGUGGAUGCCGAUGCUAAUGGGGACGACCCGGUGCUGGACUUGUCGCUCGCUCUGCUGUGCCUGGGCCUCUACCCCAAUAUUUGCGUGCAUAAGGAGAAGCGUAAGGUGCUGACCACCGAGUCCAAGGCGGCGCUGCUUCACAAGACUUCGGUGAACUGCAGCAACUUGGCCAUCACCUUUCCGUAUCCAUUCUUCGUGUUUGGGGAGAAGAUCCGCACGCGAGCCGUUUCCUGCAAGCAACUUUCGAUGGUAUCGCCUCUUCAGGUAAUGCUGUUUGGAUCGCGAAAGAUCGAUUUGGCGGCAAACAGCAUUGUGCGCGUAGACAACUGGGUAAACUUCGAAAUGGAGCCAGAACAUGCAGCCAAAAUCGGGGCUCUUAAGCCGGCCUUAGAGGAUCUGAUUACUGUUGCAUGCGAUAACCCGGGCGAUGUACUUCAGCUGGAGGAGCCCUACGCCAAAUUGGUCAGCGUGGUCAAGAACCUGUGCGUCAAGAGCGCCGGUGACUACAAAAUAAAGCGUGACUCUGGCAUCCUGCCGCAUCAAUCUCGGCAGUCUAGUGCCGGCGGUGGACCCGCGAAAAGGGGACGCUUCGACAGCGGCGGCGGUGAUGGAGGACGCUUUGGUAGUAGAGGUUACGGCCGAGGAUACGGAAACAACUUUGGAUAUGGAAAUAAUGGAGGAGGGUACGGAAAUAAUGGAGGAGGGUAUGGAAAUAAUGGAGGAGGGUAUGGAAAUAAUGGAGGAGGAUAUGAUAAUGCUGGAGGAGGCUACGGAGGUAAUGGAGGGGGAUAUGGAAACAGCGGGGAUUAUGGAAAUAAUGCAAGAGGAUAUGGAAACAAUCGCGAAGGCUUUGGAAAUAACGGUGCUGGAAACUCGGAGAGAAACGUGGGAGGUGGCAACCAAACUGGCAGCUGGGGACGCUUUUAACGUACGUAGUCGUACAGUUAUCAAAGAAUUUGGACGCAGAAAUAUUUGUCUUCAUAAUUUAUUUUUAUUAUCGUACACGAAUAAAAGACAGUUUAAAAAUG